This is a messenger RNA of Rhodofomes roseus, 2699 nucleotides long. RefSeq lists its product as uncharacterized. Lineage: Eukaryota; Fungi; Basidiomycota; Agaricomycetes; Polyporales; Fomitopsidaceae. Gene Ontology annotation, molecular function: glycerone-phosphate O-acyltransferase activity; glycerol-3-phosphate O-acyltransferase activity. Gene Ontology annotation, cellular component: endoplasmic reticulum membrane. The coding region runs from base 259 to 2460 and encodes 733 amino acids. The record is from RefSeq and is a predicted model, not a curated record. Gene Ontology annotation, biological process: phospholipid biosynthetic process. The transcript has 10 exons.
AUCGCGUCGCACGAUACUUAAGCGAGACGCGUUAUUGACUUCGGUCAUGUGACCGUGGCUGAGCCCCGGACCCCAGUGGAGGCGAUUGGGGAAGUCGGGCGACAGCUCUCGCCGCAGCUGCCAGCAUCCUGCCUCAGCGUAACAUAUGGCCUUGGCAAGUCCAACGAAGCCAACUCCCAACCCCCGACCGUGAGCCGUCAUACUUGUGACCAGCACACUUGACGCAAGCUACACCGCCGACCGCGAGGUCUGCCCACCAUGGGUCGCACGAAACGCAGCCCCACGACGUCCUCGGACUUCCUCUAUGCAUCUGCUAUGUUCCUGUGGAGGUCCGCAAUAACCAUAUUUUUCCGCGAGGUCAGACCCAGAGGCGCGUUCCACAUACCUCAAGAGGGACCGGUGAUAUUCGUAGCAGCGCCGCACAACAAUCAAUUCGUAGAUAUGGUGCUUGCUCUUGAGGUAUGGCGCGAGACCAGGCGCAAGGUGCAGUUUCUGGUAGCCGCCAAGAGCAUGAAGCAGAGGGUCAUUGGUUUCUUUGCGAGGAUGGUUUCAAGCAUCCCAGUGGUCCGUGCAGCGGAUGAAGCAAAACCCGGCACAGGCUACGUCUCACUAUCUGAGCAUGACCCGUGCAUCGUCGUAGGUCACGGCACACAGUUCACGAAGGAACUCGGCCCUCGCAUGCAAAUCAUGCUCCCAAAGUCCGUGAAUGCGCCGCUCGCAGAGGUCCUCGAGGUCAUCUCCGACACGGAGCUCAAGCUUAAGAAGGAGUUCGGCGGAGAUGGUGGGAAGGGCACUCUCAAGAUCCGCCAGAAGGUAUUGGAGCUCCAAGCCCAGAGUGAGCCGGGGUUGGAAUUCAAGAAAAUACCGCAUCUGGACCAACAGGACAUGUACCACCAUGUCUACCAAUGUCUGACCGAAGGUGGCUGUAUUGGUAUCUUCCCGGAAGGUGGAAGCCAUGACCGUGCCGAUUUGCUCCCACUGAAAGCCGGAGUCUCCUUGAUGGCACUGGGUGCCAUGGCCAACAAUCCUAGCCUCAAGGUUCAGAUUGUGCCCGUUGGGAUGUCCUACUUCCACCCGCACCGAUUCCGUUCAAGAGUAGUGGUGGAGUUCGGGACCGCUUUUGACGUUCCGCAAGAGCUAGUGGCACUGUACAGGCAAGGAGGAACGGAGAAGCGUCAAGCAGUCGGCCAGCUCCUCAACCUCAUCUACGACGCGCUUAAGAUCGUGACUGUCAGAGCGCCUGAUUACGACACACUGAUGCUUUGUCAAGCCGCGCGACGCCUGUACGACAUCCCAGGGCAGCAUACGAGUUUAGGCCAAGUUGUCGAGUUGAACCGUCGCUUCCUUGAGGGCUACUUGCACUUCAAAGACGAGCCCAAAGUCAAGAAGCUGCGUGACGACGUGCUCAAGUACAAUCGCAUGGUUAGAUAUCUCGGCCUCCGCGAUCAUCAGGUACCACGGGCACAGAAGGCUAGCUGGAAGACCCUCGGACUCCUCAUCUAUCGCCUGGGGCUACUACAAUUCUGGAGCGUGUUAGCACUUCCCGGCGUUGUGCUGAACGCACCGAUCUUUCUGGCUGCCUCCGCAAUGUCUCGGAAGAAGGCCAAAGAGGCGCUGGCCGGUUCCGUGGUUAAGAUCUCUGGCAGGGACGUCGUGGCGACAUGGAAGAUCCUCAUCUCGCUCGGACUGACCCCGGUGUUAUACGGUUUCUACGCAUUCAUUGCGACCAUGGCCGCGAUCAAAUACGGUGCGCCAAUCAAGUGGCAGAUAUGCACGCCGGUGCUCGUCAUGCUCGCGCUGCCUUUGGUUGCAUAUGCCGCGCUGAAGUUCGGUGAAGCUGGCGUGGACGUUAUGAAAUCACUGCCCCCUCUCGUCGUCGCAUUGAUCCCUGGUCAGUCGCGCUCGCUCGACCGGCUCAAGGCGAUGCGCGUACAGGUCACAAAUGAACUUGUGGAGGUCGUAAAUGAGUUCGCACCCAAGCUAUAUGACGACUUUGAUGAGCGCCGUAUGCUGGUAACACCAGUGAGUCGGCCUGGCCUCUCCCGCCGCAGGAGUGGUGGCGCUCCAUCACGGGCACAAGGCACCUUGCUGGUACAUCCAAUGACAUGGCUGGACGAACAUCUCUUUGGCUGGAGUCCACGACCGUCGCGAAGUUCAGAGGAGAGCGCUGGAGUAACACCCUCGGACGACGGGGAGGCCGACGACGAUAUCCACGAGCACUGUGACUACGACAACGUUGUCGGCUAUCUCGAGCAGCGAGGGGCGGAGUCGACGAGGCCACGUUCGAGCGAGCGCCAGGGGUCGUACGCCGACUUACAACGGUUGCGCAAUGAGUCGCGCGAGAGACUGGAUGGGAUAGUGCCAGCUUCGACACAGUUAGAUGAGACAGUGGCGGAGGCAGAUGGAGUUCACUUACGCAGACGGGCAGAUAGAAGAGAUGGCCCCGAUGCAUCUUCUUAGGGUAAUCGCACAAUAUCAAGCUCAAGGCCACAUCUCGAUGCUCAGCUGAAUGUUCAUUCAACGCACAAUCCUCAGGGUAUACAUACUGUACAUAGCAGUAUAAUAUGUACUCCUCACCAUUCUAGUACUCAAUCAACGCGUUAUAGCUUACAUCGAUCUAUUGCGAUAACGGCAUGUGGUUCCAGCGUGGACAAGAGCACAAGCAUGAGAAGCAUGAGCUUGGGGAAAGGACAUAUGAG